Molecule: messenger RNA, 1182 nt
Organism: Rhododendron vialii
Lineage: Eukaryota; Viridiplantae; Streptophyta; Magnoliopsida; Ericales; Ericaceae
Exons: 1
Coding region: 1-1182 (393 amino acids)
Source: RefSeq, a predicted model, not a curated record
AUGGUAAUGGAAAGAGUCCAAGAAGAAGAAGAAGAAGACACAGCCGAACCCAGUACCACCCAAUGCACCCACCACCACCCUCACAAACCCACCACAGAAUCAGGCAUCUGCCCCUUCUGCCUCCAAGAAAAACUCACCAAACUUGUCUCCUCCUCCACCUCUCCUUUCCCCAUUUCCCAAUCUUGCCCCUCACCCCCAUCCCCUAACACUGAGUCCUCCAGAUCUGACUCCAUACCCCCCAAACCCACCCUCUCCACCUCGUCACUCAACAGUUUGAACGUAAUCCACCAUCUUAACUCCACUACUAAUUCCUAUAAUCACGAGUAUAACUCCACUCGGGCAUUUCUUCGAAUACCUUUCGUGCAAACCCAGAAGAAGAAGAAGAAAGACAAGAACAAGGACCAAGAAAAGGACAGUACUAUCUUUUUCAACCGGAGCAAAUCCACCACCACUCCGCGCAGCGGCGGCGGGAGAGAUUUCGACGAAAAUACCCCCAGGAAAAGAGGGUUUUUCAGGUCGUUGGUCUCUCUCUCUAGAAACCCUAGCGCUCGGAAGAUCGAGAGUAGGGACUGGAGAGAGGAAAUUGACGGAGAUACCCCUAGGAAAAGGGAGGAUUUCGCGGCGGUUUUAGUGGAGGAGAAGGAAGGGAGCCCGGAAACGGAGGCGUUUGACCGGAAGGUGUCGAGAUCUAGAUCCGUCGGGUGCGGCGGCGGCAGCAGCCGGAGCUUUUCCGGCGACUUUUUCGACCGGAUCUCGACUGGGUUCGGCGACUGCGCCCUCCGGCGAGCCGAAUCGUACAGAGAAUCCAAGCAGAAAAUCACCGCCGUUCAUCGCCGCCGCGGUUCCGCCGCCGUGGACGGCGGCAGGCGGGGUUAUGUCAACGAGAGAGUGAAGUGUGGUGGGAUUUUUAGUGGGUUCAUGCCCAAUUCCUCAUCCUCUUCGUCGUCUUCUUCUUCUUGCCUGGUUUCAUCUUCGGUUGAAGACGGUGGGGCGGCGGCGGCGGCGGCGGUGGUGAGGCAUGGGAGGAGUAAGAGUUGGGGAUGGGCUUUUGCUAGUCCCCUCAGGGCUUUGAAUAAGCAUCCUUCUAAUGGGAAGAGAGGAAGCUCCAAUAGGAAGAAGAAUACCAGUCCCAUGACUCCCAACAUCCAUGCCAUUCCUUCCAUAUUGGUCUACAGAGGUUAA